Molecule: messenger RNA, 2721 nt
Organism: Bactrocera oleae (olive fruit fly)
Lineage: Eukaryota; Metazoa; Arthropoda; Insecta; Diptera; Tephritidae
Source: RefSeq, a predicted model, not a curated record
CCUUAAACCGAAUUUCGUUCAGUUAUUUGCACUUUUAGUCUUUCGUUGGUCUUCCAGCUGAACGCGCAACGCGAGUAAGCACUCGCUAAACAAACAGUUAUUUAACGUGUGUUUUAGUACUUUCGGUUAUGCGAAGCACGUAAUUGAAUUGGACCGGGAGCGUCUGCGUGGAAAAAAACAACACUUUUACAAUUAUUUUUGAAGAAGUUUUGAAGAUUUCUGCGUAGCUAUGUGAGAACAUUCUUAAAUUCUAACAUUUUAAACAAAAUAAUACGAGUGUAAAAUGUUUUGGAGUACGACUCUUAUUUUCGGCAUAACAGUUCUACAAAAUGCGCACAACGCUCAAGCAAAAUUAUGGCUUGAACAUGCUCCUAGAUCAGUCGAGCUGUUGAACAAUAUCUUGCCACCUAACAGCGAGAGUGUAAACUAUAAUGUUUAUUCAACCGACAGCAAUGAAGUCAACGUCAUAAAUCUGCAGUUAAUCAAAGGUAAUGCCUAUAAUGACGAUGCUGUAAUGGGUGGCAACGAGCGCAAUGACAAUAAAGAUGACCAACAACAUUCGGUGGGGGAGCGCUUGAAAGGCGGAGAAACACCAGCACUGGGCGUUAAUGCGACAAAAGAAACUGAAUAUUUGCAGAGCAAUGCCACAAAGGGCAGUAAAGAAGAAAACAACAAAAGCAACUGCUUCACUAAAACCACAACAUCAAUAAACAAUAAAAAGCAAGCAAACAUUUUGAGUGACAAUGCAACUAUGAAGGCGACGACCAAAAGUAAUACCGGCAUAUUGGCAGGGCUGUCAAUGCGGGUCAACAAAAAUGAUUUUGUCAAAGUGGAUGGUAAAAAUGAAACGAGUAAAAAUCACAUGGAAACAACAGCGACAACAACACCAACAACUAUCAAAACAAAGCCAAAAACUUCCACAAGUAGCAAACGAAAUAUCAUUAUAGCCAACAAUGGUGCUGUAAAUGUAACGAAUAUGAGCACGAGUGCCGCAUCACCACAGGCGGCCAACACGAAGCUUUACCAUUCAAAUGGGUUCCUCAAUCCAUUCGGACAAUUAGUCGCCUUCUUUGGCAGCGACCAAUUGCAUCUGCAAGACUACACGUUCUUCUUCAAUGCCGAACGGCAUACCGUUUUCCAGCUACACACCAACAACUACAACAAUAUUAAUGAAAAAUCUAACAGCCAGACUGUGGUACGUGUACCAGGUUUGGCCGAAACAGUAGCUGCUGGUAGUGAGCGUGUAUUGAAUGUGGUGACCAACUCGAUUGGCGCAGUAUUUGGCGCAAAUACACUAUCCACAACAGCAGGCGGAACGGCAAAUUCAGCGUCAACAACAGCAACUGGAGCAACAAUGUGCGCCCAUGCCGCGUCCACAAUCAAAGUGGAGGAAGUGCAGCUGUACAAUGGCAAAUCCUUGCGGCAGUCACGUUUCAAUCCUUUCAAUCCAACACGCAUACUCAUUCACGGUUGGUUCGGCGGCGCAAAUGCCGGUAUUUAUCAGACGCUCGUACCAGCUUAUCUCCGACAAGGCGCCGGCAAUUAUAAUGUCUUCACAGUGGAUUGGGGACGUGGUGCUGUUGCGGAUUACCUCACCGCAAGUUAUCGUGUAAAACCUGUCGGCAAAGUGUUGGCGAAAUUCAUCGAUUUUCUACAACGCGAAGCGGGUAUACGCUACCAGGAUCUACAUGUGAUCGGCUUUAGCAUGGGCGCACACAUCGCUGGAAUCGCUGGGAAGCAUAUACAAACCGGUCGACUGCCAGUUAUUUAUGCGCUGGAUCCAGCGUUGCCCUUCUUUCGCUAUGACAACUUUGAUGAACGUGUUGCGAUCACCGACGCCGAUUAUGUGGAAGUUGUACACACGAGUGUCGGUUCGUAUGGUUACGAUCGACCGUUGGGGCAUGUCGACUUUUAUGUGAACUAUGGCAGCGCACAACCGGGUUGCUUUCUAAAUGAAUGCAGUCACUUUCGUGCUUUUCACAUAUUCGCUGAGUCGUUGCAGUCGAAGGCGACACUACGGGCGCAGGGUUGUGAUGUCAAACUAUGGCAGGAUAUGAUUAAGCAUAGAAGGUGUUUAAUGGGCACGGGCAGACAAAUGACGUUGGGCGGUAAUCCAGCGAAUACGACGGCAUUACGUAAACGUGGGGGCGUAUUUUACUUAGCGACUAAUGCGACGCCGCCGUAUGCCAAGGAUGUGACAUGAGGUGGAGAAAAGUGGGCAUGCCUUUUGCUUUGCAUAAUCAGAUAUUCUUUGCGAGAAAUUAAAAAUAUGAAAAAAAGUAUAACAGCAAGCUGCUAUGUGUAAGGAAAAUUAAAAUUGCAAUGAGCUCUAGAAUACGUUUCUAUGGAAUGGAUUUUUUUUACUCGUAGUGCUCUGUGCAGAAAUAGUAAUAAUUAGUAAGCGCGACUUCUGUGACGUUUUGCAUUCAAGCUGCGCGCAUACACAUGCGCGCCAUGGCUUUAAUAAAAGCAAAUCCCCAAAAGCGAAAAUUGUGCACAACAGGGGUGCAGUUAUUUUAACUUUCGCUUAUACGCCUGUUUGUAUGCAAUGCGUUUUUUCGAUGUGAAAAUUGAAAUGGAAAUUAAAAAAUGCUGCCAUGUGUGAAAUUCCUCUACAAAAGCACAUUUAACCCGCAUAUUCAUUAUGACUGGCAUUUCUAUAGUAGCUUUUGGUUGUUGCUGUUUUUUUUUUAUUUUCCCAUUGCUAUGCUAUGUUUUCUU